GUUGCUCUGGAUGGGCGUGUUUGCCACAUCCGGCGGUGUCCUCCUGUCGGCGUUCCUUUUCCUGCCCGUGUACCACGGCCUCAACCUCACCAGCAUCAACGAGUACCUGGAAAAACGCUACAGCUCCACCCUGAUCAGGAACGUAGCCUCCGGCGUCUUCAUACUCCAAACGGUUCUCUACACCGGAGUGGCGUUGUACGGGCCGUCCUUGGCAGUGUCAUCGGUGACCGGCUUGUCCGUGUGGACCUCAAUCGUCGUGAACGGCUUGGCCUGCACCUUCUACACGAACAUCGGAGGCCUAAAGGCAGUGGUGUGGACGGACGCAGUUCAGAUGAUACUGAUAUACGCGAGCUACAUUAUAGUUAUUACAGCGGGCGUGCUGCAUGUCGGAGGAUUCGGCAACAUGAUAAGACUGGCUGACGAGGGAGGGCGGAUCAAAAUAUUCAAGUAAGCACGCAACAAGAAAACAGAGCAGUGCCGG
Molecule: messenger RNA, 481 nt
Organism: Dermacentor silvarum
Lineage: Eukaryota; Metazoa; Arthropoda; Arachnida; Ixodida; Ixodidae
Product: sodium-coupled monocarboxylate transporter 2-like
Exons: 6
Coding region: 11-451 (146 amino acids)
Biological process (GO): sodium ion transport; transmembrane transport
Cellular component (GO): membrane
Molecular function (GO): symporter activity
Source: RefSeq, a predicted model, not a curated record